UUUAAAUGGAGUUGAAAGUCAAGGUAUAUUCUGAGGGGUCGAGUAAGAACUGUAUAUCCGGUUUUUCUGACAUUCAGCAUUCAUGUUUGAAAUAGAUCCAAGUAUAACGCCUGAAAACUUGUUACAAUUCUUGAACAAUAUCAGCGGUGCAAGCGACAGUCAAGAUGAAGACGAAGAUAAUGACGAAGAGGAAGCAGAAAGGCAAAAUGAGCAGCAACUAAGCCAAAGUCGACAAAGUACAAGUGUGAAUACAAAUACAACCGAUGAGGUAGAAAUGACAGAAGCAACUACAUCAAAUACGAGUACUGAGCCUGUGUCAACAACACCAGUCGCUAUCGAUAAUACUAAUGUUGUCAGUCAAUCGUCUGCAACUACUUCAGUUGCACCUACGAGUGAUAAUGCCGUUACAAAUAACGGUAGCAGUAACGCUGGUUAUCAGGCCACACCAGAGCAAUUGCAACAAAUGCGUGAAAUCCUUGCAGGUUUUCAAAAUAAUCAAGAUAUGGCACCUAUUAGUUUGAAUGACAUAUUAACAACGCAGACAUUAACACCGCUAUUAAACGACCCUGAGCUUUGUUCAUCUUUAUUUCCAUUCUUACCACAGGAGAGUGAACGAUCAGCGGAAGAGGUGAAACAAAUUGUGAGAAGCUCACAGUUCAGCCAAGCGUUACAAUCUUUAAGCGCUGCACUUAACACAGGUCAAUUAGGUCCUUUGUUAAUUGAAUUAGGAUUACCCUCUUCAGCGGGUAAUAGCGUUGAGUCCUUUUUGAGAGCUAUUAGCGAACAAGCCAAGAAUAAAAAGCAACAGAACGAUGCUAUGGAUGAAGAUUAAAAAACGAAUGAUGCUUUUGUAGACGUAGCGUACAUUUCAGUAUAUAGUAUCGACAAUAGAUUAUUUUGUCAAGCAUUGUAAGAAUAAAAUCGACUCGCCCAGUAUACUCUUAUAGAAUAACGGUCUCUCUACUCUCAUAGAUCAUUAGCCGUAUAAAUUGCGUUGGUAUAUUUUAUUCACAUGCUCCCUUAAAGUUCUAUUUAAAUGAUUUUUCAGAAAGAAAAGGUCAUUGAUAAUAUGGUAUAGGUGGAGUCUCUAAAAUAAUCAUCUUUCCUUGAAGCAUGUGAGUUGUUAUAUGACAAUGGACAGCCCAAAAGCCGGGAUUAUUCUAGAGAUUAAAUGAGAAAAAAAAAAAAGGGUUUAAAUAAAAGAGAUAUCACAG
Messenger RNA from Mycotypha africana, 1214 nucleotides. RefSeq lists its product as uncharacterized. The record is from RefSeq and is a predicted model, not a curated record. Gene Ontology annotation, biological process: ubiquitin-dependent protein catabolic process. The coding region runs from base 83 to 832 and encodes 249 amino acids. Gene Ontology annotation, molecular function: endopeptidase activator activity; proteasome binding; ubiquitin binding. Gene Ontology annotation, cellular component: nucleus; cytoplasm; proteasome regulatory particle, lid subcomplex. The transcript is spliced from 2 exons. Lineage: Eukaryota; Fungi; Mucoromycota; Mucoromycetes; Mucorales; Mycotyphaceae.